Molecule: messenger RNA, 576 nt
Organism: Glycine soja
Lineage: Eukaryota; Viridiplantae; Streptophyta; Magnoliopsida; Fabales; Fabaceae
Exons: 3
Coding region: 53-352 (99 amino acids)
Source: RefSeq, a predicted model, not a curated record
AGAGAGGGUCUGUGGAAACCGAGAAACAAAGCAGGGAUAGGAAGAAGGAAAAAUGGAAAAGUAUUUCGGAAACGCUUAUCGUGGCGACCCGGGAGUGCCCCAUUCGGACCCGGAUCGCUUCGUCAACAUAUGGGUCGGAUCCGCUGCCUUCGCUGUUCUCACAUAUUUCAAUCCCUACAUGUGGCAGCUCUCUAAUCAGUUCAAUUGGCAUGACAAAGCAAUGCUAUAUGAGCAAUAUCACUGGAAACAGGCAAGGAAGAAGAAUCAGCCAUAUGAGUUCAUGUGGAACAAGACCUGGGACAAGAACCACCGGGAACAUUACUACUACAACUGGCCUAUUUACUUUCCUUAGGCCACUUCUAUUUUUCUUGCAUACUUUGUCCUAUCUUUAUUUUGGUUGCAAACCUGGAUCAAUUGAUGUCCCCUCCCCCCCACGCCGAUCACAUGCUUUUCUCUGAUCACUUGAAAAACAAAUACAAGGAUUCAAUUGUUGUGAUGAAACGAGUAACUAUGUGUUUGGAAAUGAUUUGGUGACACAGUUUUAAAUCAAGUAUUUAAAUUUGUCAAGAAGCAAAA